Molecule: messenger RNA, 870 nt
Organism: Medicago truncatula (barrel medic)
Lineage: Eukaryota; Viridiplantae; Streptophyta; Magnoliopsida; Fabales; Fabaceae
Product: putative RING-H2 finger protein ATL21A
Exons: 2
Coding region: 1-870 (289 amino acids)
Source: RefSeq, a predicted model, not a curated record
AUGGAUGAUCCCAAUGAUUGUCCACCAAGAAGGUUCCUUCAAAACAUAGACCUCAACGAUGAUUCACUUUUCCAACGGGACAGACUUUAUCAUAGUACUCAUUAUGAAAACGUAACAUUUCUCAAUUGUACUAAAAAUGCAAAGGAACCAAUGUUUGAUCAUCUUCCUAAUAAUAUACCUUGUCUAAGCAAUGACAACUAUUUGAUCAUGUAUGCGUUACAAUCACUUCUUGGUAAUUUGUGGAGUCCAUCGUGUCAUGAGAUUGGAUCUGCUAAGGUUCCAGUUAAAGAUAAAUCCGGUCAACCAAUGGUUAUCAUGGAAGGACUUUACUCUAAUUUAAUGUUGCGAUGGAAUACACCUCUUUGUGGUUGCAAAGCACCACAAUAUUGUGGCUUUGCAUCGGAUAGGGGUCUUGAUGUUACUUGUUACGGUUACUUUGAUAAUAUGCCAGGCGUAAAUCCUCCAAGUCCAAAGCAUGAAAAUAUCUACUUUUUUGAAGUAGUAUGGGGAGUAACUGGAAUUUUGCUCCUCAUGGGGGUAACUCUAUCCCUAUGUAAAGAUAGACAGCAAAACCAUAUCCAGCAAACACAAACAAUUAUCAUCAUAGAACCAAGUGAUCGGGAACCCUCUUGGUUUGUGUUUGGACUUGAUCAUUCAAGGAUAGAACAAUAUCCAAAGAUUCAACUAGUAGAGAGUGGACAAUUGCCUAAGUCCAUUGACAAUGUUUGUUCCAUAUGUCUUGGUGAGUACAAACCCAUGGAGACAUUAAGGAGUAUACCUCAAUGUAAUCAUCAUUUCCAUGCAGAUUGUAUAGAUGUUUGGCUCAAGAUGAAUGCUACUUGCCCUUUAUGUAGAAAUUUGCCUGAGUGA